Messenger RNA from Puccinia graminis f. sp. tritici CRL 75-36-700-3, 1650 nucleotides. RefSeq lists its product as uncharacterized. The transcript is spliced from 16 exons. Gene Ontology annotation, biological process: (1->6)-beta-D-glucan biosynthetic process; fungal-type cell wall organization. The coding region runs from base 1 to 1650 and encodes 549 amino acids. The record is from RefSeq and is a predicted model, not a curated record. Gene Ontology annotation, cellular component: plasma membrane; endoplasmic reticulum membrane. Lineage: Eukaryota; Fungi; Basidiomycota; Pucciniomycetes; Pucciniales; Pucciniaceae. Gene Ontology annotation, molecular function: glucosidase activity.
AUGAGUUCUCCAUACUCUCAAGAAGAUCAAUUUUACGCCGAAGUGCCCGUGCGGAGGAAUCGACCAUCAAGCACCAGCUCCUACUCACCUUAUUUCAUGAGCCAUCAAUCACCUGGAGGAUCUACUGAGCCAUCGUUUGGACAAGGCCGCUACGACUGGGUUCAUAAUGGAACUCAAAACAGCAGAAAUCCUGGCAGCCAUCUCAGCAAAGCCUCUUCCGACAAAAUCGCUGACAAUUAUUCAUCUGAGACCCCUGAAAACGCUGCAAGAUACUCCUAUGGCGCAGCUGACUUGGGCUUCUUGACCGAGGAAUUACUCUCGCCUGGCCCAGCUGAUGAAAUGCAUGCGGUCGAGAAAAAGACCCCCCGUUUCGGCGCCAGUCGGCGCCCUUACGAUAUUAAUUGGCGGUUUGGUUAUGUUCCCACUAUCCCCGGCUUCCGAGAGCUCAUUGAUCCCGACACACCACGUGAGGCCAGAUCUAGAGUCGGCGCUGACGGAGAGGAAUAUGAACUUGUGUUCAGUGACGAGUUCAAUGUCGAUGGUCGCACCUUUUGGAAAGGAGAUGAUCCUUUCUGGGAGGCUGCUGAUCAACAUUAUUGGCCAACGGGUGAUCGAGAAUGGUAUGAUCCUGACGGCGCGAAGACAGAGGGCGGUUAUUUGGUCAUCAGAAUGAACAAAAUGGAUGCAGGUAUCAAUCACAACCUCGACUACCGCAGCGGCAUGUUGACCAGCUGGAACAAGUUGUGUUUUACGGGAGGAUACAUGGAAACGGGCGUGAUCAUGCCCGGCAAGCAUGACAUCGGUGGAUUUUGGCCUGCCAUCUGGACCAUGGGUAAUUUGGCAAGACCUGGCUUUGGCGCUACUACCGAUGGGACAUGGCCGUACAGCUAUGAUACUUGUGAUCUCGGGGCCAUGCCCAAUCAAACCCAUCCUAAGACUGGUGAACCCGGCACCACGGUUUUGACCUCAGAAGUUGGAGAUCUUUCCUGGCAACCUGGUCAGAAGCUCAGUCGCUGUACUUGCGCCGGAGAAGAUCAUCCGGGUCCCAGAAUGUCUGAUGGAACUUACAAAGGCCGUUCCUCCCCUGAAAUCGACAUGAUUGAAGCAUAUUCUUAUGAGAAGACUGGCACAGCCUAUGGAUCACAAUCUCUUCAAAUCGCACCUUACGAUGACAAAAGAACUUGGAACUCCAAACUCGGUUCAACAUAUCAAAUCUACCCCGAAUCAGGCUUCAGGACCAACGUCAAUCCUUACCACGGUGGCAAUCGUCAACAGACUCUUUCUUCUCUUGCAACUUUACCGCCAUCCAAUUUCGAGUUAGACGGCAACCAAUCAAUGGCGUAUGGCCUAGAAUGGGCACCUGACCAAGAGAAUUCUCACAUUACUUGGAGCCUUGCCCAAAAGCCGACUUGGACUUUAAACUCAACUGCUUUACAGCCGAAUUCGCGUAGUAUGGUCGGUCAAAGAUUGAUUUCGAACGAACCAAUGUAUAUGAUUUUGAACCUGGGACUCAGUGACACCUUCGUACCGGUCAAUGAAGCACAACUUACUUUCCCAGCGCACAUGAGGUUUGAUUAUGUUCGAUUCUACCAACGCAAAGGCCACAAGAAUGUUGGUUGCAGUCCAAAAGACUACCCAACCGAGAAAUAG